Molecule: messenger RNA, 1362 nt
Organism: Adineta steineri
Lineage: Eukaryota; Metazoa; Rotifera; Eurotatoria; Adinetida; Adinetidae
Source: the annotation of a GenBank genome assembly
AUGGGACAAACUUCUAGUAUACCUUCUAAGCGUUCUUUAUCAAUUCGGGCAUCUUCAAAGUCAAUAGUACCUUUAUAUGAAGCAUGUCGUGAUGGUGAUGUAGAGCAAGUGCGUAAGCUUCUACCAAACUAUUCAUCUACGGAUUUAAAUCGACAAGAAUCAUCUUAUAAUGGAAAUACAUGUUUACAUAUUGCUGCUGCAAAUGGUCAUGAUAAUAUUGUUAAAAUUCUCUUACAACAUGGUUGUUAUCGAUCACGUUUAUUGAAUAAUCAAAAUCAAAGUGCUUAUGAUAUAGCAGUAUUAAAUAAAGAAUCAAUACGUUUAUUAUUUUGUCGUCAUCAUGAAAAAGGUUCAUCAUCAUCAAAUGUAUCCUUACGUUUUUGUGAACAAAAUGCUUCGGAAUGUUUCGAUAUAGUUAAAGUUAAUGAUAUUGAAGAUCAAAAUGAUAAAUUAAUGAAAAGUGAACGACCAUCUAUUAUAAAAACAUAUAAAACUGAUGAAGAAAAAAAACAUGAAAUUGAAUAUUCAGCAACUUCAAAAACAAUGUGUCAAUCACGUUUAGCUCGUUUUUGUGUCAAUCAUUUACAUUCUGAUGAACCAUUAAAUCAUCAAACAAUAAUAAAACGUUUAACAGGUACAUUUGAAAAAACACCUUCAAAUUAUUCUGAUGAUUAUAUUAAAGUAGAUGAAUUAAUCGAACAAUAUGAAAAAAAAUCACAUUCAAUUGAACAAUUAUUACAUUUAUAUACACUUGAAACAGAAUUUUAUCGAACAUUACAACAAGAUUGUUUACCAUUAGCUUUACCAUUAUUUAUUGAUUUACCAAAAUUAAAAGAACGUUUUUUUAAAGGACGUGUAUAUCGUGGUGUACGUAUGUCAUACGCACAAUUAUUAACAUACCAAAGAGCUAUGGAAAUUUCCGGAACAGUUUUACAAACACGUUCAUUUUCUUCAACAUCAAAAGAUCGUCUUAUUGCUGAAGGAUUUGCAUAUGAGAAAAUAAGUACUAGUGAUAAAAAUUUGCAAGUUUUAUUUAUAUUUGAUUUUCCAAAUAUUUGUGAUCAAGCUAUUGAUCUUUCAAGAAUAUCAACGGAUAUACCAUGUUUAAGUGAAUAUGAAGAUGAAGAAGAAGUACUUAUUUUACCAUGGACUCUAUUUGAAGUAACACGUAUACGAAAAGCAAAUGAUGAAGAAGAUUUUUAUACAAUAUAUUUAAAUAAUAUAAUCAUACCAGAUAAAAAUCUUUUAUCAACAUUUAAAUGGAGUUGGGUUGAAUUAAAAAAUCAAUUUAUGAAAGAAAAAAAAUUCAAAUUUGAUUGUGCAUUUCAAAAAUAUAAUACAUCAUUGACUACAUCAAAAUAA